Messenger RNA from Cynoglossus semilaevis (tongue sole), 2517 nucleotides. It is a transcript of the gene nkx6-2, whose product is annotated as NK6 homeobox 2. The coding region runs from base 71 to 934 and encodes 287 amino acids. Gene Ontology annotation, molecular function: RNA polymerase II cis-regulatory region sequence-specific DNA binding; DNA-binding transcription factor activity, RNA polymerase II-specific. The record is from RefSeq and is a predicted model, not a curated record. The transcript has 3 exons. Gene Ontology annotation, biological process: cell differentiation; regulation of transcription by RNA polymerase II. Gene Ontology annotation, cellular component: nucleus. Lineage: Eukaryota; Metazoa; Chordata; Actinopteri; Pleuronectiformes; Cynoglossidae.
UCCUUUAAAUAAAUCAAAUUACAUUUAAGAAAAAAAAACUUUAAGCUUGUUCAGCGGUUGAUGUUCACAAAUGUUAGCUGUGGGGCAGAUGGAGGCUAACCGGCAGAGUGCUUUCGUCCUGGGCAGCACCCCGCUGGCGGCGUUGCACAACAUGACCGAGAUGAAGACGUCCCUCUUCCCAUACGCGCUGCAGCAGAGCCCGGGGGGAUUCAAGGCGCCGUCGCUGUCCAACCUCUGCUCCCAGAUGCCCGGCAGCACCCCGCACGGAAUAAGCGACAUCCUGGGACGACCCAUCACCACGGCCGGGCAGCUGCUGUCUGGCUUCCCCGGGACAACGGGCCUGGCCCCCCCCGCAGCCGCGGCGGCGGCGGCGGCGGCGGGGAUGUACUUCAGCCCGGCGGUAUCACGGUACCCAAAGCCUCUGGCGGAGCUGCCGGGCAGGGCGCCCAUCUUCUGGCCCGGGGUGAUGCAGGGUUCCCCAUGGAGGGACCCCAGGGUUACCUGCCCAUCUCAGAACGGCAUCAUGAUGGACAAGGACGGAAAGAAGAAACACUCCAGACCCACGUUUUCAGGACAGCAGAUAUUUGCACUGGAAAAGACUUUUGAACAGACAAAAUACUUGGCCGGACCAGAGAGAGCCCGACUCGCCUACUCUUUAGGGAUGACUGAGAGCCAAGUCAAGGUCUGGUUCCAGAACAGAAGAACCAAGUGGCGCAAGCGACACGCGGCGGAAAUGGCCACGGCCAAGAAGAAGCACGACUCAGAGACGGAGAAGAUGAAGGAGAGCUCGGACAACGAGGAGGACGACGAGUACAACAAACCGCUGGACCCAAACUCUGACGACGAGAAAAUCACGAGACUGUUGAAAAAGCACAAGGCCAGCACCAACCUGGCUCUGAUCAGCCCCUGCAGCAACAGCUCGGACACUUUGUGAUGCCGGCUGGAUUGGACGCGGGGGCAAAGUGGGGUGGCAAUGUGGGGGUAAAAAAAAAAGAAGAAAGAAAGGGUCCAGCAGAGACUUGUCGCACUCUUUCGGACCCGCUUUCCACCUGACCGGAAGGAACGUGUGUAUGUUACAGGGGGGCUCAUUUGGCGUGGACACACACGGGGACAACAUAGUGUGCGCACUGAAAACGCACCUUAGACCCAGACACUGCAGUGGCGGAUUCACAGAUGUUUUCUUUUUGGGUGGCAAAGAUGUGGCAUGAGGCUCCAGCAGGGGGGCAUUUGGUUAUUUAUUUUGGUCUUGAAAAAGUUUUACACUUAUGAAUUACGUGCAUAUGAAUGACGUAAAUUACAAAAACCAAGUACUCGUUAUUUAGGAUUUAGCAGGACGUCCUGGUGGAGACCACCCUCCCACCCCCACGUUCUUUAAUUAAAAUGAGUGUGUGUGUGAGGCCACAGUUCUGUUUAGACAUCGCUGACUUCUAACGUGAGUUUUAAUGUGAAAAUAUUAAUUAUUUACACAUCGGAUAGAGUCCCCAUCCCCGCCACAGCUGCCACCUGUGCCGCCCUGUUGAACCGCCACUGGUGCCCUGUAGCUGUUGAAUGCACUGAAGUGAACUUCUCACCUGUAUAGAGGUUCUGAACAUUGCUGGGUUCAGGCUGGAUCACUGUCGGAGGACGGAGUCCAACAGUGUCCUCACCCACUGUGUGUGAAUGACGUCCACGGGCCGCGGCCUGCAGCGCUGAGACCCCACCACCAGCCGUUCAUUUCCGGGUUCAAUGUGACGUUUGCUUCCUAGGAGGAAGUUUCCUGGCAGAUUAUAACUCGACUGUCCAGCGCCACAGACAACACUGAUCCCAGAGCAGCCGCGUGUUUUACCGUGUCAGGUGUAAACGGGCCCUCGAUGACGCUUGUAAAGCUCAGACUAACCAGGGUAUCCACUGUUCUGUAGAACGGCAGAGAGCAGGCGCAGGUGCGGAGCGGAACGACUCAUUGGUCGAUGGUUUAGCCUCUAAAUGUUAAAGAAAUGUACGUCAGAUUGUAUAUAUAUUUUUUACUGAAUAAGUUAUGACAAGUGACAGCCUUUUAUUUCCCCUCUCUCCGCAGCAGCGUCCACGCGCUUAUUCCCACCAGUUUAAAAGAAAGAAAAAGAAAAAAACAAACAAACAAAAAAAAAACACAAACCCGCUGCUUAUUGUUCUUUUUCCCCUUCACUGUAAAAAUCCUGCUUUUUUAAUUUCCCUCCAUCCUUUAUUUCAUUAUUUUAUUUUCUGUUUACAUUUGUAUAGACGCUGUAAAUAAUCCCUGUGAAGGAACCACACUCCUGUAGGUUUCCUUCGGGUUCUUUGGAAUUAUAAUAUUUUUAUUUGACCUCGUCACACAGCGGAACAGAAAACGACCACCAUACAGAAUGUUAUGUUGGAAUUAAAGAGACUUAUUACUUCCGGGAAGGUUAUAGGAAGAAGAAAAAAAACUUUGUAUUAUGAAUAAAUUAUUUAACAAGCAAUUUUUCUUUGUUCUGUUUUGGAUUUUGUUCGAAUGUACGGGCUUAAUAUAAAUUAAAGGAAAAA